Molecule: messenger RNA, 1869 nt
Organism: Fusarium sp. VM40
Lineage: Eukaryota; Fungi; Ascomycota; Sordariomycetes; Hypocreales; Nectriaceae
Source: the annotation of a GenBank genome assembly
AUGGCGUCCUCUUGGAGAUCAUUGCCUCCAGAGAUUCGUCUCCUAGUUCUACGAUGUAUCAUCCCUCAAUAUCGACUCAAAGAAACCAUCAUCGACCGCGGAUUCCCUCGAGCAUCUUUAUUAACCACCGUGUCCAAAGAAUGGCAAGAGUUUUUCGAGAGAGAAACCUUUCGACGCAUGGAUCUGGAAGCGACUGAUUUGUAUACUUUUUCCAGAACCGUUCUGGCAGACAAACCAGAAAGUGCAACGACCGUUACUCAGAACAACAGGACGUUUACGCAAGCUAUGGCAGUUCUCCUCAAGACACUAUCUUCUUGGGAGGGCCAUAGUGGAGGGCUCACACUUGAGAUUCGUGCACACUCACCCAGUGACCAGCAAUUCCACGGCAACCUAAUCCAGCUUUACGACGACUACCCACUCCGGUUUAAGGACGACCCACAGCUGUCGACUACGUUCUUGAAGUUUUGCAGGAGAAACAGACCCACACCACACAAUUUCAGCACGACCAGUUUCGAACUCGAACUCGAACUCGAACCUCACGCCAGAUCCGCAACCUCUACUCGUCCCUUCAUCUCUCUUCUUUACUCUCUGUUUCAGCUCUCACGUCUCAUCAUGGCUGCCUUGGCCCCCACCAAUCCUCUUCUCUCUACCCAGAAGAGUUCCGAGCUUCAGGCCGUCCUUCAUCCUCUCGUCCUCCUCACCAUAUCCGAAUACAUAACCCGACACACUCUCCGUUCUCAGGCAGGUCCUAUCAUCGGCGUCUUGUUGGGCCAGCAGAAUGGCCGCGAGAUCACAAUCGAGCAUGCUUUUGAAGCCCAUACCCGCCAAGAGCCCAGUGCCCAAGGCGGAUACCUACUGGAUGCAGACCGGUUUGGUGCACGGUUGGAGCAGAUGACCACUGUCCACAAAGAUAGGCAACUUGACCUCGUCGGCUGGUACACCCUUCUCCCGUCUUCAGGCCCUACUCCAACCAUCCUGCCCAUUCACAACCAGAUUCUCACAGGUUGGAACGAGUCAGCUUUACUACUCGGCUUUCAUCCCGAACAGGUCGUUGACCACUCCGUCGGUGGCAAGCUUCCCCUCACCAUCUACGAAAGCAACUACGAGGUCGACGACCCCAAGGCCGACAACGAUGGCGAGGACAAGAAGAUGGGCGAUGGGGAGCCCCUGCUUAAGCUCAAGUUCAGAGAGCUGCCUUACUCUGUCGAGACCGACGAAACCGAGAUGAUCAGCAUGAACUACGUUGCGGCUUCAGGAGGAAAUGCCACUGCCGCUGCCCCCAAGGAUGACAAACCCUCUCUGUCAAUUGAGUCCAACGGCAAGGGCAAGCGCCGGCUGGUCGAGAGCCAAGACGAAGACAACACGAAGGACAGCGUCCAGGAGGAAGAAAUCACUCUGACGCCUGAAGAGGACGAAAUGAUUGCUGCCCUCACCGCAAAGGCAAAUGCUAUCAAGAUGCUCCAGUCUCGAAUUAACCUUCUCACAACAUAUCUCGAGCGACUACCCCCCGCAUACCUUGAUCCUAACUCAUUUGACCCCAGUAGUAUGGAUGCCGAUAAUACUAUUCCAUCUGUGACUGUGCUUCGGAAGAUUCAAGCCCUUGUCAGUCGCCUGGACCUUGUCAUUCCUUCAGACAGGGCCUCUUUCGAUCGUGAGAUGCUCCAUGAGGCCAACGAUGUCAACCUCGUGAGACUCCUUAAUGGUAUCGUGCAGAAUCUCGGCCAGGCCCGCGACGUGGGCAGGAAAUUUCAUGUCGUUGAAACCGCAAAGGCCUCAAAUCGUCGUGGUGCCAUGCCGGGGCCUGGUCAGGAUAUCCCGAUUGCCCCCUCUGCUUACAACAUCCGCGGAGCCGGAGAUCUCCUGAUGUAA